Molecule: messenger RNA, 915 nt
Organism: Vanrija pseudolonga
Lineage: Eukaryota; Fungi; Basidiomycota; Tremellomycetes; Trichosporonales; Trichosporonaceae
Exons: 3
Coding region: 1-915 (304 amino acids)
Source: RefSeq, a predicted model, not a curated record
AUGGCGGCAACUCGCCCUCCCGAAGGCAAGCUGGACACCGACGACGAGCUCACCUUCCAUCCCGACUUCACGACCUCCGUCGACGGCGUCAUCCUCCAGUCCGACGACGGCACGUCCUUCCAGUUCGACCUCGACAUGCUGUGUAUCUGCUCGUCGUUCUUCCGUGACCUCCGCGACAUGCCCCUCAACUCCAGCCAGGCGGGGGUCAAGGUCAUCCCGCUGCCCUCGGCCACGACACCAGGGCUAGCACUCACGCUCAACCUCGUACGCGGGCACAUCCUGCCGUCCCAGCGGCCGCCGACGCCGUGGCCUUCAAACGACACGAUUGACAACCUUCUCGACAUUGUGAGCGCGUACGACCUCCCGCUCGCCGUCGACGCGUUCCUCGUGCGCACGAAGCGCGCCGUGUCCCGCCAGCAGUGCUGCCAGCGCCUCGUGGUCUCGUUCGGGCUCGGAUUCAACAAGCUGCACAGCGACGUGUACGGCAUGGCGGUGCUGCACGGCCUGGAUGACGCCGACGACUGGGUAAAGGGCCACAUUGAGAGCAAUAUACUCUACACCGUGUCGCUCCAACGCCUCAAUGCCGAGCUUCAACGCCUGAUGGCUGACGCCGAGCGGUCCGCGACGCAAGCCCUGCUCGCGACAUUCGCCGACUACAACGCCAUGUGCACGCAGGCAGUUAAAUCCGUCCACAUCGUCUUCCAGUCGGGACUGCUACCUGGCCUGUUGUUGGAGGACCAGGCGUGCUUCCCCGCUCUGGUCACCUCGGCCAUCUUCUCAGGUGAUAGGGCGAGGCCAUCACAGGUGGAGGUGGACGUCGUGUGUGCUCACCUGCGCAACCUUUGGCAGAAGGCGUUGUGCAUGUUCGGUGUUGUGCCCCACACUGGUAGCCUUCUCGAUCUGACUCAUCUAUGA